Messenger RNA from Exophiala xenobiotica, 2684 nucleotides. RefSeq lists its product as uncharacterized. The record is from RefSeq and is a predicted model, not a curated record. Lineage: Eukaryota; Fungi; Ascomycota; Eurotiomycetes; Chaetothyriales; Herpotrichiellaceae. The coding region runs from base 377 to 2320 and encodes 647 amino acids. Gene Ontology annotation, biological process: peptidyl-serine phosphorylation; intracellular signal transduction. The transcript has 3 exons. Gene Ontology annotation, molecular function: ATP binding; protein serine/threonine kinase activity.
CGCAACCCCUGCGCACCCUUUUUCUUGAGCCUGCGCUCUUUCCCGUCUCCGACACGUUCUUUCUUCGCGUGCUCUUGUUCUCAAUCGCUUCAGAUCGACAGGCAUUCACGUUAUCUCCUCCUUGGUGUCGUCCAUUCUUGUUCUGUCCCAAAGAUCCCGGCCGAUCUUGCCCUCAACUCUUCGGGAAGAGGAGGCGAGCCACCGCUCUUUACCGAUCUCAAAGCCCCCCUUGCACGAGGACGCAGCGUAAGAGACUGCAGCCGAUCUCCCCAGACUCUGCAAUUCCUGCAAGGCUUGGAACAAUAUCUGCACCACGAUCGAUUGAAGCGCGGUCAGUGACCAGGAUCUCCUCCCUGUCGUCAGGGCGUUUUCAAUCAUGGACCCCGACCACAAUAAUCGUCUGCGUCUGAACUUCCAAUUCGAUACCCAGCACAACUUUGACGCUGCCAAUGCUCGCAUGUAUCCCACCACUCCGUCCACCUUCCCGCAGCCGAUCUACGGUGGUCAACAGCAGGAAUACCCCGGUGGUCUGUUGUCUCCGAACCCUACCACGAACAAUGGCUAUUUCAUGAACCAGACCUUCUCCCCACCGUCACAGCAGGCUCAGUAUCAGCAGCAAUACCAGUAUCAUACACAGGGUGGACUUCAGUCUCCUCAACCUGCCUACCAGGGCAAUUCCAGACCUUACAUGGUCAACAACAACAAUGAUGGGACCAGCGGUCUGAUUCAACAAUUCUCGAACCAGGACCUGAGCGCGACUCCACGAAGUACCAAUAUCAAUCGGACGCCGUCCCCUGCGACUUCGCGCCCACGGACUGCUGGCGAUGCCAGACAAGCUCAGAACCCCUACCAGAGCCAUCUUGCGCCUCCCAUGCCCCGACCCUCGCCCAAGCCAGAGGAGGAGGAACAACCCAACCCACGCAAAUACUCUGACAACAUCGUCAAGCGAGGUACUGCUGCUAAGCAGCUGGUGAACAGUUUCUUCCAGGAGAACAUUGAGAGAGCAAGAGAUCGAAAUAGUCGUGCAAAGGAGUUGGAUGCUAUCCUCAAGAACCCCAGUAUCUCGGACAUUGAGAAGCAGAAGGAGAUCAACAUUUUGGCACAGAAAGAAGCACGCUUUUUGCGAUUCAUCCGGACAAGAGAAACUCCACAGAACUUCUCCACCAUCAAAGUCAUUGGCAAAGGAGCGUUCGGGGAGGUUCGACUUGUGCAACGAAAGACCGACGGAAAGAUCUACGCAUUGAAGUCUCUGAUAAAGUCGGAGAUGUUCAAAAAGGACCAAUUGGCCCAUGUCCGAGCAGAGCGUGAUAUUCUUGCCGACUCCAAAGACAACCCGUGGUUGGUCAAACUGCAUGCUUCGUUCCAGGACUCGGCAUUCCUCUACAUGUUGAUGGAAUUCCUGCCUGGUGGUGAUUUGAUGACGAUGUUGAUCAAGUACGAGAUCUUCUCAGAGGACAUCACCAGAUUCUAUAUGGCUGAAAUCGUGAUGGCUAUUGAGGCAGUACACAAGCUUGGUUUCCUCCAUCGUGACAUUAAGCCGGACAACAUUCUCUUGGACAGAGGUGGUCACAUUAAGUUGACUGAUUUCGGUCUCUCCACUGGUGGUCGUAAGCAGCACGAAAAUUCGUACUAUCAAGCACUUCUCAAGUCGAAUGCAAACGACAAGUCCGGAAACCGGAAUUCGAUGGCUCUCAACGAGCAGAUCAAUUUGACGGUCAGCAACCGUGGACUGGUCAAUACCUGGAGAAAAUCCAGACGGCACAUGGCCUAUUCGACCGUCGGUACCCCGGAUUACAUUGCACCAGAAAUUUUCCUUGGCCAAGGCUACACAUACCUUUGCGAUUGGUGGUCAGUCGGAGCUAUCAUGUUUGAAUGUCUUGUUGGCUGGCCUCCGUUUUGUGCCGAAGACACCCAUGACACGUACCGCAAGAUUGUCAAUUGGCGCGAAUCUCUUUACUUCCCUGACGAGCUGGUCCUAGGCCGUGACGCUGAGGACAUGAUCCGAAGCUUCCUGUGUGACGCCAACGACCGGUUGGGCAAAGAUGGUGGAGCCCAUGAUGGAGCGUCGCAGAUCAAGAAGCAUCCCUUCUUCCGGGGAGUCGUCUGGGAUCAACUGCGAAAAAUCCGAGCACCAUUCGAGCCGAAAUUGUCAUCUAACAUAGACGUCAGCUACUUCCCGAUUGAUGAAAUUCCACAAGAGGACAACACUGCCAUGCAUCGCGCGCAUGCCAAGCAAGUCUUGCCAGAGCAGGAUGCGGAAAUGAGUCUGCCGUUCAUUGGAUAUACCUACAAGGCCUUCAAUGCAUUCCAGAACUCGUGAAGCACCGGAGCUGGCCGAUGUGCAAGAGCAGGAAGAAUGGUCAGGUUCAAACAUGGACGGACUCUAUGGCGGAUGAUCUCUUGGUGACAGGCUCGUCUUAAGAGUGUGUUGGACGCAGAAGCAUUCACAAGAUGUCGCCUGGUGGCUGGAAAAAGGUCUUCUAUGGCUGGGGUUGAGAGUGCUGGUCGCAUGGUGAGACGGAAAGCAUUUUGAUGGGCUAUUAGCACAUUUACAGACCCAUUGACGGGUUGCAUUGGUCUAUCAGAGUUGUGCUAUGAAUGCCCUCCUUUAUUGCAAUGGUAUGUUGCGAGCAACACACCAGUUGAAUGGGAAAUAAUGAUAAAUGAAGAGCCUGUACCUCGUG